UUUGAACAAAAUGAUAUUUACUCAACUAUAUUUCCAUCCUUACUAUACGAAACACAUAUAAACAUAUUUAUAAGCAUCAAAAAUUAUAAAGAUGCGUUUCUUCAAGACAUUAAUAAGCUAGUUACUGAUAUGGAUUCCAGAAAACCAACUGUAAUAUAUUUACAUGGUUAUCUAGGCAAUGUUGAAAGUGAUGACGUUAUUGCUAUUACUUCUGGAUAUCUUCAGCGUAGAGAUCAUAACGUAAUAGCUAUAGAUUACAGAAAUAUAUCUUCUCAGAGUUAUGCAGAUUUAACAGAUAGUGCAGGUUUAGUUGGAAAAGUAAUUUCUGGAGGUAUUAAUCAACUAAUCAGUUAUGGCAUAUCUAAGAGAAGUAUUCAUUUGAUUGGGCACUCAAUGGGUGCCCAAAUUGCUGGCAUCGUGGGACGUACUAUUGGCUUUAAACUUUCUCGAAUUACUGGAUUAGAUCCUGCGGGUCCAAAUUUUAAUUAUCCAGAAGCGCAUCUUUCUAUGAAUGAUGCUGCAUUUGUAGAUACGAUUCAUACAGAUGCAGGGGCAUAUGGAACAGCACGUCUUUCUGCUACGGUACAGUUUUAUGUUAAUAAAGGAUAUCGAGUUCAACCCGGAUGUCCGAUUCAUUAUGAGUUUUUUUCUGAUGAAGAUUUUUGUAGUCAUCAUCGUUCAUGGAAAUAUUAUGCUGAAUCUUUAGAAACAGAAAAUGCUUUUAUUGGCACAUAUUGUAAUUCAUCUCAAAUGUUUGAUUGUGGAACUUGUAAUAAAAAUAUGAAAAUACCAAUGGGAUACGCAACUCCAACUAAUGUAAUGGGUACAUUUUACCUGAAUACAAGAAGCCAAUCACCUUUUGGCAUGCAGAUACGAGGGGCAGUAUCAAACAAUUUGUAUAUUGAACUCGAAUAA
Messenger RNA from Ceratosolen solmsi marchali, 915 nucleotides. Its product is annotated as lipoprotein lipase. The record is from RefSeq and is a predicted model, not a curated record. Gene Ontology annotation, molecular function: serine hydrolase activity; lipase activity. Lineage: Eukaryota; Metazoa; Arthropoda; Insecta; Hymenoptera; Agaonidae. The annotation marks the transcript as partial. The transcript is spliced from 6 exons. Gene Ontology annotation, biological process: lipid catabolic process.